Molecule: messenger RNA, 1569 nt
Organism: Spodoptera littoralis (African cotton leafworm)
Lineage: Eukaryota; Metazoa; Arthropoda; Insecta; Lepidoptera; Noctuidae
Source: the annotation of a GenBank genome assembly
AUGCAAAAUAAUAUUAAGACGGUUACCGAGAGUGUAGGAAAGGAAGAUAGUCAUGCAGCAGACCUGGAUCAAGCCUUGGCUGUAGCAGGUUUAGGAUGGUACAACAUCAAAUAUUCCUUGUUAUUGGCCCUGUUCUUGAUUGGCGCUAUCCUGGAGCCAGUCGGCUACUCCUUCGUGCUACCAGCAGCGAUGUGCGAUCUAGAGAUGACUGAUAGCCAACGAGGAUUCAUCGCAUCAAUACCUUACAUAGGUGUCGUGGUCACAUCAUUUCCAUGGGGCUACCUAGUGGACACUCGGGGCCGUAAGAGUAUGAUCGUAAUCGCAUCAUUCCUCGCUGGACUUUUUAGCAUAGUAGCUGCAUUCAUGCCAAACCUAAUAACUUUUGCAAUUGUAAAGUCUAUCUCAGCAAUAUGCAUAGCCUGCCCGGCGGCAGUUCCCUACACGUUUAUCGGUGAGAUCCUGCCUGCCAAGAAUAGGGACGUCGUGCUAUCUAUCACUAAUGCUCUACAAGUUGGCGGAACACUUAUUGUCCCAUUACUGGCUUGGGCUAUACUGCCUCUGGAUUUCCGAAUAAACUUCGGCCUGUACUUGUUCAGACCAUGGAGGCUGCUCACCAUAUUAUACGCAAGCGUCUUCGUCAUAGCUGCUGUUCUCAUGAUGUUUGGUCCUGAGAGUCCAAAAUUCUUAGUUUCUCAAGGAAAAAUUGAUGAAGCUCUCGACGUUCUACGAGACAUCUACAUUGGCAACAAGAAGAAGGGAGCUGGUGAAUUUCCAAUCAAGCGGUUGAUAGCGCCCCCAUACGACAGUGAAAAGAAAACUUUCUUCAAAUCAUUACGAGUUCAAAGCGUGCCUUUGUUUAAGCCACCGUAUCUAAAAUGGUUUGCUUUGAAUAGUUUCCUUAUGUUCGGCGUGUUUACAACAAUAAAUGGUCUAUACGUAUGGGUACCAGAAAUCUUAAACAGAGUUAUGACUGGUGACGGGGAAGACAAGACGGCAUGUGACGUCAUCUUUGAUCGACUCAAUCAGACAUCACAAAGCGAUGAAUGCAUCGACACAAUAGAAACAGUAACAUUUGUGAUAAAUGCAGUUGCAAAUGCGAGUUGUACUGUAAUCUGUCUGGCAGUCGGUAGCUGCGUCAAGUUCAUCGGCAAGAAGAGACUUAUGAUCCUAGUAUUCGUACUAAUAGGAACAUUCUGUGUACUCAUCAACUUUAUAACUCAAGAUAUGGUCUUCGCCGUCCUACUCUCAUCGCUGCAAAUAUUAUCUUUAGCUAUCGGACCAAUUAAUGCAUACUCCGGAGAAUUUUUCCCAACACAUCUAAGGGGCAUGGCAGUGGGACUGACGAUGAUGUGUGGGCGAACUGGUUCUAUCGUCGGCAUCAACGUCGCAGGCGUUCUCCUGAACGCAGUUUGCGAAUUGACUUUCUACCUAUUUGGAGGAUUAUUACUGGUGUGCGGUCUGCUCUCUUUCUUACUCCCCGGGUCACAAAAACCUCUAAUCAAGAAGACAGUACAACUAGAAAAUUCGCCGAGCAAUAAUAACAGAAAUCCACAAAGUUCUCAUUUGUAA